This is a messenger RNA of Porites evermanni, 28645 nucleotides long. The record is from the annotation of a GenBank genome assembly. Lineage: Eukaryota; Metazoa; Cnidaria; Anthozoa; Scleractinia; Poritidae.
AUGUCUGGGCCAAACGCUAAAAUCGGCAUGAAAGUAGAGGUUGUAGGCAAAGGUCUUGUGGGUACAGUAGCCUAUGUUGGGGCGACGAUGUUCGCUUCUGGCAAAUGGAUUGGCGUCAUUCUGGAUGAACCGAAAGGCAAAAACGACGGUACAGGUACGUUUAUAACAGGCCAUAAAAAAAAUUGUUAGAGAAUGUUUCUUUAGGAUCCUUUAGGCACAGCUGAACCCGGGGAGGGAGGUGGGUGGCUCCCAUAUAAAAUUGACGGGGAUGCUCGUCGGAAAAUUAAAAUUAAACCCCUAAGCUAAUUUUGGUGUGGUUCUAGCUUAAACUGACCCCUAAAUGAGACCAUACUAAUACAGACAUUGUGGGAUUAUUUGCAACUUUCUUUAUGCACAUCCCUAAGCAAUACCUGAAUGGCCAAAUAUAGUGACUCUCCAUCUUACACACCCUAAGUGAGACCAAAAUCUGCAAUGUACACCUCUAAGGAAGACGACGAGCAUCCCCAUCACUUUUACGUGGGAGUUACCCCCCCCCCCAACCCCCCGGGAGGUGAACCUCUAUGAAAAUUUGCGUUGUAUGGUGGUACAGUUACUGAAGCAUCGAUAGUCAUCAUUUCUCAAAGGAUUUCUUUCGAGCUGAUUAACACCGUGAUCUAUUUUUAAAAAAAUGUAAUUAUAUAAAUCUAUUGUUCGAUUAAGUCAAAUCUAAACAAGCUAAUCCCAUAAGGACAUUCCAUUUUUUAUCUGCACCCCUCUAACGAUGGCGGGUUUUUUAAUAUGGGGGUUUCGAUUUUUCUUCAAAGGGGGUGUUUACAUGACAUCGGGGCAACUUUCACUCCUGAGUGAGUUCACCCCGGUUCCCUCUCAUGGCUCUACAUUUGUUUACAUGAUACCACCACAAAAUGUCAUGCCGGCGCGAGUCCCCCCGGCGUGAGUUCACCCCGGUUGUUAUACCGGGGCGAGAAUUUCACUCCGGUAUGAAAUCCCGUAACAGUAUCAUGUAAACGUGAAAUGACCACAAGUUUUGGUGUGAAAUCAGUCUGCUGGUAGACUGGAACAUGUAACGCAUGCAUAAUGUUUGUGAUUUUGAAUCUUACGUGUAUUUUAUCAACACGGAGUGUACCUUCUAAUAACGAGACAUGAAAUGACCCAGUCAUAACGUAAACACGAUACGAAAUAAAAAAGUCAUCUCGCAAUGAAAGUCAUGCCAGUGCGAGUUUUCUAAUGUAAAACCCCCCAAAGAAGCCAACAACAUUUGGACCCCUCGUACAAAUUUUUUAAAAGGUGCCAACAAAAAUUUGACAGUUUGGAUUGCAGUUAUCUUUAAAGGGGUGAAGAUGAAAAAUGGAACAUUUUUAUUCAUCCAUUGCCCAUGGCUGGGACAUUGUUUGUCUAUAAAUGAUUUGGCCAUGGUACCAUAAAUUUUGCCAAACAACCACAGAAAAACAUGACUAACAGUACAGUGCAAUGCUUGUUAUUGAAUCUGUGUAGUUCAAGGAAAAGAAUACUUCAAGUGUGCUGAAAACCAUGGAAUAUUUGUGCGACAAUCCCAGAUCACAGUGCUUGAGGAUGUGCCUGCCUCACCCACCCCACAGCGUGGCUCAGCUCCACGUUCCAGCAUUGGAGGAGGUUCCUCUAUUCCACUGCCGUCUUCAAUGAAAAAGGAGAGGGUAAGUUUUAGCUUUAUGUCUAGCUACAAACAGUUAAAGAUUUAAUUCUAGCCAAAAGGAACCAAAAAGUCUUUUUUGGAAACUGUCAAUCAUCCUAGAGGGGGAAUUUUUAGUUACCUCUUUUUGAACUUACACUGUAGAAGCUAAGUGAUUGCAGAGGUAGUCUAGUGGAGAGAAGUGUUAUUUUUUAGUUCUGAGGAUAUGGGUUCGAAACUCCUGAGUGGCAAUAGUUUUCUCUUUACCCAAGACCACAGCUUAGAAGUUCAUCUUCCUGGUUUCAGUUUUCUUUAGUAUGAUUAGGGCAAAAUAUAAAAUGCAAUUUUGGCUAAUGUGGGGAAAUGAAAUAAAAAUACAUGGCAUGUACACAACAACAUACAUAAGCUUUAUUUAAUCAUGGUAUUAAUUAAUGAGCAAAGGUUUAGUUAUACAGAAAGAAGUAAAAAAUAACAGAUAAAAAUGAAUGACGUUUCGGUGUCAUCUUGACACCAUUUUCAAGUUCAAAGUGAUCGCUGAUAAACUGACAAAAAAAUUUUCGGAUGAUGAUUAGCAUAUAUGAAAUGUGCACAGUCACGCAAAAAGUUUUGCUUGAAUUGGGUCCGAUUGGAUGUUUAGAGAAGGUGUUAGUCAACAAUCAAACUUGUUAUUGCCAAUAACAAGUGCAAUUUAUUGUUUAGUGCUCAAUUAAGAGACAGGGCUGUCACUUAGAUUUCAAGUUGCCGGGUAAAUAGAACAAGUAGGCGGGGAACCAAACAGUUAGGGAUUUCUUUUGGUUCUAUUUUUUCUUCUAUUUUCCUAUGAAAGUAGCCGGAGGCCACGUUCUUAGUAGCCGGGGGAAAUCCCCGGCCCCCGCCUCAUAAUGACAACCCUGAGAGAACGUGAUUAUUAUUUAUUUCUAUUUAAUUUUCAUAUUCAAUUUGUUGCAGUCAUUUGGAUCAAGAGGUUCCUUGGACAAUACAGGCAGUAAGGCUUCUCCUCCAUCAUCAAAGAUAGCUACACCAAAAACAAGUGUUUCCUCUGCUCCAGAGCCUGCUGUGCGUGACAGUCCACCUAGCGUGUCUCCUGCUACAAGUGUCCCUCCCAUCUCUUCAGGUCAGAGGAAGUCAUCAGGACCAACAGUAUCUGUUGAUGAGCAUAUGGCACUUCAGAAAAAGGUUUUACAAAGAUACCCUGCUUCUGUGUAUGCAUAACAACCCUCCAAGUUGUGACCAUUCUGUUUGCCAUGGUGCCUAAAAUUUUGCAGCUGGCGACUUGAUUUGUAAAAAAGUCUCCCUAAACCAAAAGAGUUGGUUGCCAAAUGGCGACCGAGCAAAAACGUUUACUUGGAGGGUUGCUUCAAGUUACCGUUAAUUAACCGUAGCGGUAAAUACAGUUUACAUUAAAGAAAUCAACAACAAUUUUCCUUGAUCUAUACUCUUCCAAACAUGGCAGUGAAACCACUCGCCUGCAGCUCCUGGUUACAUUUGAGUUUUGAGCAUUUGACAUUGAUUCGAGAACAGUCCAUGGAAAAUUGUUGUUGAGUUGUUUUUUUACAAUAACAUUGACAGUUUUUGAGAAGUUUCUUGGAAAAUCAUGCAUGCAAGAAAGAGAAAAGCAAAUAAGAAAUUGCACCACCAUCAUGUCAUUUCCAUAGCCUGUACUCUUAUCGAACAUAGCUCUCGAACAAUCAGUGAAUGAGAAAUCACUCAGUUGUGGUAAAAAUAAGAGAAGACCACCUCUUGCCCCAGAGAAACGGCUAGGCCACUGGGUAAAAUUGCAUAUUAUGUUGCCGUUACAACAUCUGGAAAUCAUGGUUGCCUUCUAUAAAACUCCAUGACAAACAUUACCUUGGCAGUACUAGCUCAGUCAGUAGAGCACUUGACUGCUCAGCUGGAGGUCAUAGGCUCAAUUUCCGGGAUCAGACCAAUACUCAGGGUCUUAAAUAAAAGGUACCACUUCUGUCCUGUAAAUGGCUAGAACUUUGCGUGGCUCAGAUGACCACAUAAAAUGGCAGUCUCAUCUCCAUUGGGAGACAUAAAAGUAGUGUCCUUAAUUAGCACUUUUAUGCUAUGUCGAUACUCGAAUUAAGCACGUUUUUUAAUGCAUGUUUGUCAAUAUGUAAUCAUGUACAGGUAACACAAAAUAUCUUACUUAAGGUCUCUAUUGUUUUGGACUGGUUGUUCUGAGACAAUCCAGUUAAAAUAUAACUAAAGAUUAACAUCAUUUAAAGACAGGCUCGUUUUAAUAAAAAUUUGUGUUUAAUUCAUUACAAUAACAUGUACUUAUAUGGUUAUAGGUGACUGAAAAGGAGAAAGCCAUUGUUGACCUGGAAGAAAAGCUGGAGACAUUAAAAAGCAAGCGACAGGAAGAUAAAGCUAAAAUGAAAGAGCUAGAAAAAACAAGAAUGCAGCUUGAACAGGUUAGUUGCAUGUACAUUGGGUACGUAGGUGUUAACAAUAUGUCUUUUCAUGAAGCCUUCUAAGAAAAAAUCUCUCUUAUGAAAAUAUCAGAGGCACUUGUCUUUGAUUACCCUUGAUUCUCACAACCUUUCUGACUGCUUAAUCAUCAGCCUUAUAAGGAGAAAAUUGUGGAUUGCUUUUCACAACUUUCAAAGGCAAAACUGUCUUUUAUUUAAGAUGAAAUUUUUUGCGCGUAAAAAGAAGUCUUUAAACUUGCAGAAGGAAGAUAUAACAAUAAAAAUUUAGUAAAAAAAUUAGUUAAACACGACAACCAUCAAAUUAUGUUUUUUACAGGUCAAAACAAAAUUCAGAUUAAAACUUUUUAACCUAGAUUGAUUAUCUAUUUCCUUUUGUCUCCUGGCCCUUAUUAUUAAUGAAUUAGUGCUGGGAUACAAAGGAAAUUGGGAAACAACCGAUAAUUAGGGCUACGAGAUAAAGGAAACUGAGAAUCAACUUAAGUUUAAAAAUUUUAACCAGAAUUUACUUUUGACUUGUAAUAUAAUUUACGUAGCAGCCAAAUUUGAAAUUUUUAAAACUGUUGCUAGGCAACUGCCAACAUUCAGCCAAUUAUGUAUUCUGAAAUAAUAAAUAAACAUUGUUGCUUCGAGUGUGCCUGUUAUUGAAAUAAGUUGUUGCAUACAAUGUAGCAAUCACUGGUGCACAAUCUCAAUAUUUUGAGGGAUUGUAUUUUUAAAUUAAUAUACUUCUAUGUUUCAGCUUUUUAGCAGAGAAACGUUUAUGUGUAAGUUUUAGUGUUAAGGUGUUUACCUUGAUGGAAUUAAAUGUCACUGUCAGCUGUUCUUUUGCAAACAGAACAUGUCCUUAUUCUGUUUUCAUGUUUACAUGGGCAAGUUGUACAGACACCUGAUUUUUAUCAUAUGGUUUGAAUGAAAAAUACUGGUUUUAUCUGAUACAGCUCCUGUACUUAUAUUUUUUAAAACCUAGUUUGUGGAUUAUUAAUUUUAUUAUUACUGCAGCUUUGUUUUUAUGAGAGAAAUUUUCCCAUUAUGUUAUAUUUUGAGCAUUCAACCAUGGAGGGUCAUAUAAAGUGGUUUGGUAAUUUAUCACUGUAGAUGCAAGAGUAUAAAACCCGAUGGCAAGAGGCACAACGAGAUUUACAAGCACAGUUGAAUACCACCAAAAAGGUAAAGUUCUUGCACCAAUCCAUAGUGACUUGCUUGCAUUAACAAAUUUUGAUUAUCCUACAGGUGUAGGGGUAAAAAUAUAUUAAAUUAUUUGGAGAAUAAUAAUUCAAGUGUGUGUGAAUAAGAAACCCCUCUUUGAAGGUGUUUUUGGAGCAGUUGAACUAAUUUGAUUGUGCAGCAGUUAGUGUAGACAUAGAAUUUAACUCCUGCUGCACUGUUUGUGUUUGAAAACAGAGCUUAUUUGCACAUAUUCAAAUAUCUUUUUUCCAAAAUGUAGAUAUAUAAUAACGUUUUAGUUUCUUACCACUGCCUGUUAGAAUAGAUAGGGCUGGCUUGUAUUUAUUCCAAACAGAACAACCUAAUUGGUAAAUGGUUGCUAAAUUUUAUGAAGUGCUACAUAUAUGCUGAUAAUUAUAUUUUCUUUGACACAUUUUACUAGAUGUCUAUGGUUUAUGUACAUGUGUUAUGGUUCAACAUAACCCAUGGUUUAAAUUUUCCUUUGUUUCAAAAUUGUUAUCAUGCAUUACCAUACCCAAAACAAAAGAAAAUAAUAAUUAUUAAAACAAGGUUAAAAUUGAACCACAACGCAAACAUAUAUUCGCAUUUUUUCAGCAAUGCUUCUAGUAGACAUAGACUACAAUGGAAAAAGAAAUGCAGAUUCACUCUUAUUGUCACUUUCACUUUAACGGUAUAAUUUAUACAGUCACACAGUGCAUCUGCAGCAUUAAAAACUGCAGUCUUGUCACCUUUCAGAGCAUUAUGCUGCUAUCUAAAAAGAAAAAGAUUAUUUGACAGCGCUCACAAGGACAAAACCCGGGAAGGCAGGAGCCCAGACUGUUUAGUGUUAGACAUUACAGCAUGAAGUUGGGAGGAAAUGUUCUUGCUUGGUUUAUUGACUGACUUAUUUUUCUGGUCGUAAAGGGGUUCAAAGACCUUUCCCACAUUCCUGUAGACAAAGGUCUGCACCAACUCACACAGGAAAAAAUAAUGGAUUCCCAUUUCUGGAUAUUUUAGGGUAUUUAAAGAAUACCCAUAAAAAUCCCAAAUUUGGCAAAGUGAGACAAGUCCCAACCAGGGAAUUCCCAACCAAGUUCCCUGAUUGGGACUUGUCUCACUCUUCCAAAUUUGGGAUUUUUGUGGGUAUUCUUUAAAUACCAUAAAAUAUCCAAAAAUGGGAAUCCGUUAUUUUUUUCCUGUGUCAAGGCGUAGAUUGACAAACUACAUUGAAUAACAGUACUUUAAUUUUAACAGGAACUCAAAGAGUUGAGUGAAAAUCGUCAAGAGCACAGUGAAGAGUUGACAGAAUUGCAAGAAGCUGUUGAAAUGGCAACACUGGACAAGGAAAUGGCUGAAGAAAGGGUAAUAAUUAAUGAUUUACUCAUAAGAGCUAAAGGAAGGUGGUGUUACUGAUUGUUAGCACAUGUUUAAGUGAUCUCUUAUUAAUGGCUGUAUUGUUUCUCAGCAGUCACAAGUUCAACUCUUCACUGGCGUUUGUAAUCGCUAACUGGUUUACCUCCUAUGAGUGGAGUUUUUAUAUGUAGAGUGCCUCUUAAUUAGCUGUAGAGCAGCCAAGUACACUUCCACUACAAACAAGCAUUUACAUUUUCCCAACAUUUUGUGGGAUUUUAUUUUUUUUCUCCUCACAAAAUUUUAUCACCAGUACCUAGAAAUAUUUCUUGGCCAUGUUGUAUUCCCUGAUGGUGGUGUUUUUACAUUUAGUUGGAAUCGCUUCAACAAGAAAAUGAUCAACUAAAGGAGAAACUAGAAGAGGUCACUUUGGACUUAGAAAUCCUGAAGAAUGAAGUCAGUGAAGGAGGUAAUUUAAAGUACGACUUUGAAAUUUAAAAAGGGCUCAGUUGAACUCUUUCUUCAGUGUUGAGGACAAAUUAGGGACAUUAAGAUCCCACCACAGGAACGGCAACCAAAACAUGAAAAAGCGAUAGGUUUAAUAAGCAAAACAUCUUACAAUGCUGCUCGUGGAGUACACUUUUUUGUACAUUUCUUUGCUGUCACUGCACAACUAUAACAUGAAAAUGCCUAAAUAAGCCACAAAGAAAUUUACUUUCUCUUUCUAAACUUUGAUAUGGUUCUUAGGAAUUCAAAUCUAGGAGAGUUUGCCUACAUUUGACAAAGUAAGUUAAUUGGAAUUAUCACGAUAUACAUGUGGAUUUAGAUUUUUACUGACUUUGUCUUUGAUACUUACAGGUAUUGAAGGUGCUGCCACAAAUGCUCAGGUGAAACAACUUGAACAGCAGAAUGGCAGAUUAAAGGAAGCGAUCCUUAGGUGACUGAACUACAUUUAGCAUUUCCUCUUGCACUAUAAAAAUUUGGAUGUUCUAGAGAGAAAACCUAAAAAAGAAAGGCAUUUUGUUGCAAGCUUAAGUUCCCCAGUCUUUGAGAAUGUGAAAUCAAGAUGAAGACCAAAUUUGUAAAUAGAAUAACAGAGGCAUAGAAAUAGAGAGGAAUACUAGAAAAUAAAAAGAAAUCAACUUAGUGAAACUCUUGCCAUGUCUCUAGCCCAACUAUCAUGUUUUGAAAACUUCCGGCAUACAUUGGCCUGCGAAAACAGCCGUUUCUCCUUGCUCCUCACCACUGGGGAUGUUUAAUGAGGAGGAACGUCUGCGACUCGGCAACAGAAAUUCCAUACUGAUGACAUAAAUCAAUGUUUACGUAAUAAAUUGCGUUUCUCCUGGUCCAUUUUUUGUAAAGUGUUGUGAUCAUCUGAGAACGAGCUCCAGCCGACUCAAAUACUUCUUCUAUUCCACAAAUAUUGACUGUUUUGUUAUAGAUUCACCGCAUUUACAUUUCACCUUUGUAGCCUUUUGUCUUUUGUCGGUCAUUUGUAAACAAUGGCUAAAACAAUGUAACUACUACUUCGUCCAAUCAACACUUCUGACCGGAUUCCAGACAGAUUUUACAUGAUCAGUAUGGAAUUUCUGUCCCUGAGUCGUAGACAUUCCUCCUCGCAAAAUGUCCCCAGCAGGGAGGAGCAAGGAAAAAUGGCUGUAUUUGCAGGCUAUGCAUGCAUCUAUUCCAGUUUCUUGUAAUGUUCUUUUAUGCUUGUUGUAAUGUUUGUGCUUGUUGUAUCAGGCUUAAGGAGGUUCAAGCAAGUGACAAAGCUGAGAUGCAGUCGUUACAAAAACAAAUCAAGGACCUUCAAAGUGGAAACACAACACUACAAAAUGAAAGAGAUAAACUGUCUGAAGAGUUGCAGGUACAUGAAUUAUAAACCCUCAGAUAAUCCCUCGUUUUUCUCUGUCUUCACUCGUACUGUAGUGGCUUUGUGCCUAGUUAUCAUUAUUGAGCAUGCCUAUAAGCACUGAAAUACAUCAACAGUAAAUGCAAAUAGGCCAGUUUCAAAUUGUUAAAAUUUGUAUUUGGCUCUGAGGCUUAGGGGUAUAAACAUAAGAAAAUGCAUUGAUAUCCAGAAGCAAAAUCAUCAGAGAAACUCAUGGUGUUGAUUAGAAAUACAUUAACCUAAUUUAAAUCUGCUUGCCUUCAUUAAUGUUGCCUCUGCUAGGCAACAAAGCAAUACUGGCUGUGUCUGUUAUCGAUCUCAGCCAUUCCCUACAACAAUGACAUAUUUUACGGGUGCAUAAUCUGUUAGCUCUUAUGGGCUUCUUAAAAUUCGUUCCUUUUCAGGAGGCUGAAUCUUCUUUGGCCGAACUUAAAGAUCAAGUAUGUGGUUUGUUUGUUUGCUUGCUUGUUUGUUUUAAUUUAAACUCAUCAACAAUAGAUGAGCUUGGGGAAGGUGCCUGAAUCAUGAAGCCUCAAGCACAAGAGAGGAAUGUGUAAGGUAACCAUGACAACCCUGUGAGUGGCAGCCACCAGGCAAGGUCACACUAAAAAAACAGUGGAACAUUCUUAUCUCAUACUUACCACAGAGAGGGAGGGAGGGCAGGGAGUGAAGUCGCCAAGCAUAACUGAAACGGGCAUAGCACACGAGAGAACGAGUUGACCUCAACAGCUGAGCUGUAAAACCACACCACCCCCUAUAGACCCCCACCACUCCACAUGCCUGCAAUGGGGGAGGCCGCUGACCAGCAUUGUUUCGUGUUUAACUCGGCUUAUGUUAAAUUGCUUUUAACCACAUUAUAUAUUUCAACUUUAUCACCUUAACUGCAUGAUUGAAACAGAGAAAUAAAUUAAGUGUAAGCCUUUCUUAUAAUCAGCAAACCGUAUACUUGAAAAAAGUAUUGACCUAUUCAUGCACACAAUCAAAUUUUAUUGUCUCAAUGAAUUGUUAUAUUUAUCUGGACUGCACAAAAAGUGAAAGUACUUCUUUUUUCUUAAUUUUAACAAUAUUCUUAGGUUGACACUGCUUUAGGAGCAGAGGAAAUGGUUGAAACUCUUACAGAUAAGAAUCUGGCUUUAGAAGAAGAAAUCAGAACACUCCGAGAAAAUGUUGCAGAUUUAGUGAGUUCAUCUAUUACAUAAUUAUUUAAUUUCAAUGUCAUCUACUUACCGUACUCCCAAGGUUUUUCUGUUAAAAUAAUUAUUAUUUUGUAGAAGAAAAAAUGGGUAAAGUAGUGAAGAAAUCAACUUGUAACCGACUGUUAUGUGAGCUCUGUUUUAGCUAUGUUAAAAGAUGAAAGCUUUUCUGUGAUGGUUAUACCCAACUACAUCCCACUAAACAAAAUAGAUAAAUAGGAUGCAACCAUUUUUUACUAAAUGUUUGUGCAAACAUUUUAAAUUUUUAUUUUUCUUCUCACAUUAAUAGUUUUUGAAGAUUGAAAAUUGGGUAAAGUGAGACUUUCUAUCAGCCCUGGUACAUGUAACUGAAAUUAACCUUUUGAUUUUGUAGGAGGCUCUCAGAGAUCUCAAUGAGGAACUUGAAGAGAACCACAUGCAAACUGAGCGGGACUUGAGAGAGGAAUUAGAAAUGAACAGCAAUAAUCUUCGGGAGGUAAACAUAUGCCCACAAACUCCCAAGCACACUUUUUUGCAGAUGGUGCUUUUUUUGUGCACAACUUCCUAUAUGCUGUGUGCUUUGUGGUGUUUUUUAUUCCUUUUAUAUUGUUAGAAUGACCUUUGAGCUUUAGAUACUGUAAAUCAAACUGCAAUUAAUAAAUUGUGGAAGCAGAAUUCAUCAAUUUGUUCAAGAGUUCCUUCAACUUCUGAUGACUGAUUUCUUGUCUGUAGAUGGAGCGUAAACUGGAGGCAGCACAGGAAAGUAUUGGAGAUCAUCAGCAAACAAUUCUGAAGUUCAGGGAUUUGGUAGCCAAACUACAGGUGAGAACUGUGUUUAUUACCAAUAAGGAAUUGCUUGAUAUCAAUGAUGUUGUAGCUAAUAGAAAGCUAAACAAUGAUGACAACUAUAGCAAUGAGAAAACAAAAAAAGACAAAGAGAAGGCUCAUUACCAGGUCUUUCUCUCUUGAUAAGCAAGAAUCCAGCAACAGUUUGAAUUAGAGGUAGAAGUAGACAGAAUAAUAUAGAUGAUACCAUUGCUAUUAUUUCAUUGUCUAAUUUUCCACUUAUUUUUACAGGAAAACAAUCGAGCUAUGCAAGUGCAGCAAGAAGACUCGGAAAAACAAAAGAUCAUUGACAUUCCUUCACCUGAGCUGCUUGACUUUAAGGUCAAAGCUGCUGAGUUCAAGACCUUCACUAAGGUAAUGAGUUAACUUACAAAACUGAGUAUAAUAGACCCACAGUUUUUUUCAAUUUUUGUCUGGGGCCAGGGCUGAAAGAAUACCUUUACAUCAGUUAAGUUGCCAAGUUUGAAUGUGCUUUUUAAAAGCAAAAUAAUAAAGACAUAGCUCUUUUAAGUCGCAAAAUUUUACCAAAGCAAGCAAAAGUAUUGCUCCACAAAGUUGCAAAAUUUUACAGAGGUUUGUGUGGUGGGGGGCAAGCACAGCAUCUCACAAAAAUGUUACGAGGGAGUAUCAAUGAUUUAAACAUCAACUUUGUAUCUCAACCAAAAUGUUAGGACAACGCUGGGCCCUCCUUAGACUGAGAAAUUAGACAAAUUCUACGAGCUCAAGUGUAGGACGGAACACAGUUACAAAUGGCUUAAGCCAAUUCUUUUUUUUCUGUAGACCAUGGAAAAUGACUUGAGAAAGUACGAACUAGAGCAAGCUAAUGAGCAGAUUAAAAUGCUUCACUCGUUCAUGCCUGAGACAUUCUUAAGGAGAGGAGGUGAGAAAGAGGAGUUAAUGGUAGACAGUAUCAUAAUAACUAUGUAUUACAGCUGCUGACAAUUUCUAGGUUGUGGAUUACUAACUAUACAUUUCAGCAUUAAUCAUCUUGCAUAUUGACUAUUGUUAACUUAACUAACAUCGCGCCAGCAUUUCGCCAGCAUUUCACUAUAGCAUUUGAAGAAGGACAUGGUUUGGAAGUACAGGAGAAUUGGGAUGGGGGCGGUCAAUUCUUGAUACAGUCGAACCUCUCCACAAUGGCUACCUUGGGGACAGAAGAAAGUAGCCGUUGUGGAGUGGUGGCCAUUAUAGGGAGGUAGGGGUAUAUGACACUGAGUCUCAGCUUGAGGUACAUGUUCUAAGAAUGGUCUUACAAGAAAAGUAAUGUAUUUACCCUUUAAUUGAAUUGAAAGACUUGCCCCGAUUACUCGUUGACCCGCCAUAUGGAUCAAGUUUUGUGACCAUUCUUGUCAUUUUCGUCAGUCACUGAAAAAACCGGCCGUUGUCGAGAGGUUAUUUCGGCAGUUGGGGACACGCUUUGGUCGCCAUUGCUGUUGUAGAGAGGUGGCCAUUAGUGGAGGUUUGACUGUAUUUUGGAGUCAAAAUGGGCCAAACGAAGGACUUCUGUCAAGGAAAAGAAAAGGGGUGGGAGUCCAGAAUGUGAGGUACCGAAGGCAAAAUGAAAAAAUCGACACUUUAAAAGAUCACUGAUAGCCCUGUUCGUCAUAUUGUAGGUGACAAUGAGAGUGUUCUGUUGCUCUUACUUAUUCCACGCCUGAGUUACAAGACUGAACUGCUACAAUCUCAACUCAGACAGAAGGUACAUUUUGUGUUUGUUUUUUGAGAAUUUUUUUUACAGAACUGUACAAACUCUUUAGCUCAUUGGUUGAAAGCUUCUAUUGUCUAUGAGGGUACAGACAAUAGAAAUGGAGCAGUCCUUUGUCACGCAACACGAGGAGCUUUUCAUGACUUUUGUCCAAGGGGUCUACGAAGGAGACUAUGACAAUGCAUGUAUAUUUCUUACAUGGUCUUGUGUCGUUGAAAUUUACUCUUCCAUUGCCUGUGAUAACUGAGCUUCACUUUCUUUUGUGCAGUAUGAGAUAGCUGAAUGCCUUGAAGACCCCAAGAAGAUCCAUGGGGAUGUUGGAGAGGGAUUAAGCUUUGCUACUGGGUUGAUCUACCAACUUGCUACUCUGCAAGCAGUCAUCAAGAAUAUUGAAAGGUAUAUUGAAUCAAUUUUCUUCCUUGAAACUACUAUUUGACCUUACACAGUAUUAUGGCCAUAUGAGAAAAAACAGCGUUCAACCAAAGCAUUUAACCAGAGGGUGAAAACUGGAAAUGAAGACUGUAUAUCGGUUCUUGCCUCCUUAGUAUUACUCUCUACUCUGGGAAAAUUUCAAUGGGUGCGUAUUGCAUGUGUUCUGAAAUCCCGAACCUGUUUCAGACCAAAAUUUGUGAUUGAAAUUGUUUCUACUCUUUCUUCUCAAGCUCAAGAGACCAACGGUAAAAAAACCUAACUAACGCCAGACCCUGGGGUUAAUUCAGUAAAACCUUACAAUGAUAAUUUACAAGCAUGACUAUUGUUUUCAGACUCAAAAAAAAUAGCUUUACAACUUUUAACUAAGGCCUAUUUCAAAGGGAGAACUUUACAUAUACCGAACCUAAUCCCUUCAAUUAAGUACUUAAAAAAGAUCGACGUUUGAAUCAAUAAACUCCGACAAGUUUAAUUUGAAUCUACCCAUGAAUUAAGAUCGAGUGGCCCACAUGGGAAUUUCGACUAUGGAGCGACUUCGUUUCAAAGGUCGAACUUUUCAUGUGCCGAAUCUAAUGCAUGAAUUACCAUAAUUUAUUUUGAUAGCUAAGCAUUGUAGAUCAUUGCAAACGUGAAAAUGAAUUGAGUCCGACUAAUGAGGUUCGACUCUUGAAUCAAUCGUUGUACUUAUUUCUCAUAGGUCGACCCAAAUAGGUUUUAGGUUCGGUACAUGAAAAGUUCGACGUUUGAACUGUUUGAACUGUUUUUGUGUUUGAAGGGCUCUGAAUAAAUGUGAUGCUGGCUUAUUUAACAAGUUAGUGGGUAUAUACCCAGAACUAGCCGUUCAUGAGAGAGCAUUGGAUACACUGAUUGACUUGUUCAAGAAAGACCAGGUACCAAUCAACGAUUUUUCGUCUCUCCUGUCGCCAGGCGAAUUAAGGUGAUGUUACACGAGACGAUUCGCAACAACGAUCUUUAGCGCAACAAAGCUUUGCAGUGUUGGAACAAUGUUGUUACUAUGCGAAACAAUGUUGCAAAGGUUUGUUGAGCUAAAAAUCGUCGUUGCGAAUCGUCUCGUGUAACAUCACUUUUAGGUUUAGUAGCUUUCAUUUGAAAAGUCAGUUUCUGGCAGAAGCCGAUUUUUAGGAGCCUCCAUAAAAAAACGAAAGGUGCUGUAACCUUGAAUCAACCAUUUCCCGUUUUAAUUUAUUUUUUAGAACUAUAAUUUCCCGCGAAAUUAUCGUUUCCGGGGUCUUCCGCACAGAAGCUCAUAAGAAAAAAUGGCGGCCGUGGGAGGAAACUGUUUUCUUUGUUCUCUCGCCGUUUUUUCUUAUUUUUCUCCUUCAUUUUGUUGUAUUUCAGCUUGAUUACACCGUUUCCAUGGAGCCAUUGGAGAAGGCAAUUCACUAUUACACUGUAAGUCAUCUAAAUCAGAUAUAGAAAAGUAAUAAAAAUUUUGUGUUACACAGGAUAGAAAAGGUCUCAAGGAGAAGUCUUAAUUCAAUUCCAGAGAAAUUGGCCUGCAUUUCACAAAAUAUCCGAGUUGGGAUAAUCGCGAUGAGGUUAUUUAUUUGACGAUGGCAGGAAUAGCUCGGUCAGUAGAGCGCUUGACUGCAGAGUGGGAGGUCGCGGGUUCGAUUCCCGGGGCUGGAGCAAUACUCAGAGUCUUAAGUAAAUGAGAAAUGACGGUACUGCGUUUGCCUUAUAAACGGCUAGACCGUCGCUUGGCUCGAAUGACCACGUAAAAUGGCGGUCCCGUCUCCAGUUGGAGACGUUAAAAUACAGUGAUUUUGUUACAAAUAGUUAUGGUGAGUCCUGGGACUCAUCUUGUGAAAGAUCAUGAGUCUCAGCCCAGAAACAUCGAAAAAAUUUUUUUGGGCCCUUCGGGCCUCAGUUUGGUCUAAGAAUAAGGGGGGGCUGGUCCCCUGGGCCCCUCCCCUGAAUCCGCCACUGUUUAUCAUAUCAGGAUUUAACUCGACGAUGAUGAUUUGGUGUAAAUACGUCUUUAAAUGAAUCAAACUUGUUUUUCAGACCAUGGUUCGGUUCCAUUUAGCUGGUAAACCUGUGUCGUGUUCAGAUUUCCUGGCAGAUGAAUUGAGGUUAUUUUCUGCUGGCACUGAAGGUUCAACUAUAGAGAUUGAAAGGAUGAAAAAAUUUGCAAAGGUUCGUUGAUUUAGUUUUUACAGCGUUUUGUCGUCAAUUUUUGCGAGCCUUGUUGUAAAUGUUUUCUAUAGGCUCUGCACACCGCUUGUUUGCCAUAGAUCAGGGAAUGGUCAGGCAAAAAUAAAAUUAUUUUAUAGUGUGGGACAAUUGGAAGAAGAUUGUCCAAUCACGACAGUUUCUGAAAACAAGAGUUUCAAGUUUUUUUUGCAAGUGGACCAAUAACAGACUUGCCAACUCCCAAAAGGUAAAAAAUGUGAGAUUCUGAACCUAGAGCUAUGAAAAGUGGUGAGAAAUGGGUGAAAAGGCAUGAGUUGUCCCAAAUCUCCUAGUGGAAGGACUUUCAGUGGAGAUUAUGGGUAUUGGAGCAGUAAACAUCACGAUCAGUUUUACGAUAUUUUAGGUUUUGUAAUAUCUAUGUUUUGUUGGCGCCAACUUGAAAUAAGAGAAACAGUAAGUCUGCACAUUUGGUGGCAGCGGCAAGUCGCAGGAGGCUAAAAGAAUGUAACCUUGGGUUGAGCUGGCUUCCUAUUGAUAUCUUGUUGGGAAGCGAACCCUACAGCUCCAAAACUUUUGGAGUUUGACUUUUCGAGAAAGCGUGAGAAAUCAGUUGCCAACUCGUGAGUACGUGUGUCAGGUCCCAAAAUCGUGAGGCUCAUUUUUAUUUUAGGCUUGGCAAGUCGGCCAUAAAAUUCAAGGUUCAACGUUGCAGCCGUUGAAAACUUUAAAACCGUCCGAACAUACCUGACCUCUCAGGAAACAGCCCUCAAAUUUAUGAAUGUUAUUGGUCCUCUGACAAAAAAACUAGAAUCUUUUGUUUCAGAAAACGUUGUGAUUGGACAAUCUUCUUUUAAGUGCCCCUGGCUUAGUGUCCGCACUCAGAGUCACAGAAAAGUCAGGGAAUUUUAUGUUGAGAAAGUGAAAUUGAAAUUUUAUCACCAAGGAUUAAACACCAUUGAAGGCUUAAAGAAGCUUUUCACUGUCACUGUGGUCUCAAGUGAUGUCCUGCUUUCGCUAAUGAAAGAGGCGAACUGUCACUAUCAAACUUAAUAUUCAUGAAAAGAGCGGAAGAGUUGAAAUGAUGGCCUGAGGCAGUGUAUAUAUCGUACAUUUUGUAUUUAUUUUCUCAAGGUAUAAUCCUUUUUAUAUGUGAAGUGCCAGGGAAUUUUGAAAAAUUAUGUCUGUGACAAACAUGCACAGCUCUGAAUGUUACAACUUGGAAAGGCUAUGGCAUUUAAACAAUUCACUCAUAAUUAGCUGUUGUAAUCUUAAUUUUGUGUUCCGUUUCUGUUCUUUUGUCAGAACUGUGAUGAGGGAAGUGCUUUUGGUGAGCUUGUUCAAGACAUGGAACUGAGAAAUGUUGAAGUUCAGCAGUUAUGCAGAAAGGUGACUUGACCUCAAUUCAUCUAGUUUACAGUUAGACUGAUUUUUUGGCGUUAAGCCGCAGGAAGUACACUAGCAACUACUCGUUGGUGGUGUAGAUGACGGAGUAUAGCAUUUAGAUUCGUUGUUGGACUAUCUUGCGUCUCUUUCCUGUACCUCGCUUCGCGUUGGGCUGCAUAGCAUGUUUUGAAGGCUAUGUUGCAAUGUAAUGAGUUUGUACGGCUUCCGUUACACUUUAGCUCCUAAUUAAGUCUCUCUUGACUUGGUUAUCAGUCAAACCCCGCCAAAUUGUUUGGAGUUGUUCUUAAACUUGUCUGCCCUUUGGAGCAUCAAGGGUCCUUCGUGAUAAUUACAGACGUUCGAGUGACCUCAAAGAAAUGGAGUUACUAUCUGCGGAGGAGACUAAAAAGAAUCAUUGUGGACGGUAAAAAACACUGACUGGGACCGUAUACUCAGUUCCAUAUCUCAUAUGAGCGUAGCAAAUCAUUUAGCUGUGAUUUGAACCUUUUAACUUGAUUUUAUAUUUCAGAUCAAAAUAAGAAUGCCUGAAGACCAGUCCAGUACGCUGUCAUUUUCUGAUAAGGUUUGUGAGAAUAUUUUAAGGAAAAAAUGGUUUGUUCUGAGGAGGCAGCGUGGCCGAGUGGUCAGCGCUUCGGACUCGCAAUCCGGCGGUCCCGGGUUAGUCCCGGGUUAGUCCCGAGUCCCGCUCUAGCGACUUGCUGGAUUUGUUCUUGGUCGUCCCGAGUUCAAAUCUUCGACCAAGCUUGUAAGUUGCCAACUGGUUGCCUCCUGCCAGUUGAGGUUUUUAAUCGUGUGAUGUUGUAUUUGAGUCAUUUGUUUCUAAAUAUUUGAGUGGAGUGCCUGUAAACUAGCUGGAUAAGCUAAGUGUACUUUCCACUAUAAACAAGCUUUAAACGUCGGGGAAGCCAGCGCAAUAGAGACGUUCAGUUCGAGAACGUGGACGAGAUUUUUUUCUUGUAUUCUUAAAAAAUAGAGAUCCCAGAAAGCUUUAUUUUACUUAUUUCAUCAGGAAAAUAAAUACGGUUAUUUAAUUUUUUAUUGACUGAGGUUAAGCCCUCUUCAGAUCGCAAAAUGAUAAAACUUCUAUCAUUUGACAUCUCGCGUAACCCGUAGUAGAAUAACGGCGGCUAUCACGUUUUCCCGCCAAAACAACGCUGGUUUACGCAAGCCCACUAUUCAAUGUUGAGAAAAUCUUGUACUCGUACUUGCCCUCGUCUUAGAAUCUAAAGGUCCAUAUUACGACAGUGAACCCAGUGAAAGCAAUACAAACGAAAGGCUUAGUGAGCAAAAAGAAUGUCUUAGCAUACACGUUUUACAACAAACUUCAAGGUCUGUAUUCCCGUUCGCCACAGACCUGUCUGUAUCUGAUAGCAGAGUCUUGUACCUCCGUGAUACCGAAUUCAGUCACAUGUUAAUUAAGCAAAACUUAAAGGGCAAAACUGAUGGUUUAAAAGUGUGGCAUUUUUGCCGUAACUGCUGAUGCCAUGAGUGAAUAUGAAUUGGUUUCCUGAAACUGUUCUUAGAGUGUUAUUGAUUUGACUUUCUAUGUCUACUUUCUGCCUGUAGAUCGAUGCACCUUGUGUCUCCUACUCAUGUUGUUUUUCUGUGAUUCAGGUUCAAGAGUCAUUGAUUGCCUGCGCGAAACAGCAGAGUCAACAGCUCAAAUUUUGUCGAGAAUUAGCUUCUGCAGUGUCACAGAAGGCGUCUAGUUUAGCUGGUAAGAACGAUUAGCAAACUCCUGUUUCUGCACAAUAGCAUCCCCUCCUGUUGUUCUUAACUGUUCUUCUGCACAUGUCAGCUGAAAUGUUAUGUAUCGGCGUCGCUUUCGGUAACAUCACCCAAUCAGAGGUAAAACCAAAACAACCCGUGACUUACUCGCUCGCAUUUUCGCGUGCUAAUCGCCCUCUGCCAUUCCUUGUCUCUUACUGGUUUUUCUUCCAAACACUGCUAAGCCUGACUAACCCAUGAGACAUUGUCGUGAACUGACUGUUUCCGUGGGUAGCGGCCCAGCAACAUGUUACGGACGCAGAUUUGCUUUUGAGUCAAAAGUUUUAUGGUUAAACUACUUCAGAAGUACAAACGUCUCCGCCACAGCUUGCCUUAGCUCAGGCGGUAUUUUAGUUUCAGGACUUUUAAUACAGUUUAAUACUACUCUAUCAAUACCACAAAACUUAAUCACAGAGUAUCGAAGGGAGCGUUUGGUGAUUGCUAGACAUUUCAGAUACCUUGUUUUUACUUUACAGAAAAUGAACAUUUGCUAAGUGGCCAGCUAGAUAAGUUAGCAACCGAUAUAGCGGUGCUUGUGUUUGAAACCGAUGAAAUCCCUUGUAGAGAUAUUGUCAGGUUAGUUGAACUAUUAUCUUAAACUUCAUUUAUACCAGCAGGUUUUUUUCUUAUCAGAAUUUCCUUAGUAAGUAAGAAAACUUGGCAGGUAUUUUUUUUGUACAGGAUAAACCCAACAAGUCUUCCCAUCUUGAUUCUAAACGAGCAAGACUUGUACGUGUAAAUAGGACUUAUUCUGUCUUUUUUGUUUUUCGUGUCUGUCUGUCUCAGUAUCUCUGUGUGUUUGUCUGUCUUUCUGUGUGUCCGUCGUUUUGUUUAAUAUCUAGCUUUAUUGUAAUAAAAAGGAGAACUUAAUUUGAAUGUCAAUGUAUUUCGCACGAAAGGAGUAAUUGAGGACAGUAUUGUUUUUACUUCUCCUACUCGAGACGGGACCGCCAUUUUACGAGGUCAACUGAGCCACACGAAGGUCUAGCCGUAUGCAAAGCAAAGGCAGUACCUUCAUUACUUUGAGUAUUUGUCCGGUCCCGGGAAUCGAACCCGCGUCCUCCCGCUCAAGCGCUCUUCCGGCUGAGCUUUUCCUGCCAUGGGAAACUUACGCUAAUCCUCAACAUUUUUUCACUUAUUUCUGUUCCAGUCAAACGUUCCAUGAAAUCAUCUCGUUCCUAUACUCAUUUGUAACCAAAAUGCAGGAAGGUGAUUAUGAUGCGGAGCUGCCUAAGGAGGAGUCCAAGGUAUGCCAGCGGCAAUUCGUGUUCUUUGCUAUUGUUUUUUGUUUGUUUGUUUUUUAAUCUUUCUUUGUCUUUUCUUUUCCUUAUUUUUGUAACGAUAUUAAUGAAAUUAAUGUUCCAUUCCCUUCCCCCAAAAAACAAUAAAAGUAAUAGUAAUAAUAAUAAUAAUAAUAAUAAUAAUAAUAAUAAUGAUAAUAAUAAUAAUAAUAAUAAUAAUAAUAAUAAAAUAAUAAUGGGAGUGAUUUUGUUCACAGAUUAGGGUCCUCCCUCAUCUGUUUAGAGAGGGCACUUGUCUUCCUUUGGACCUAUUCAAAGUUUACCAAUCAAACACGCUACAUUUUUGUUAAACUCGCUUUGCAGCAAUGAAUGCUGCACGUUUUACCACAGAGUACUGUUGCCUGUUGCCGAAGCUUUCACAGUUUUUUUUUUUUACACUUUUAAAGGGUUUUUUUUCAACCAGCAGUAAUGUUCGCCUUGCCUAGUCCCUAGGCCUCAUUAUUGCGCGCGGCCGAUGCAUUUCGGGUCACGUGGCCCGAGCCAGGUUUUGAGCGUUCGUCUCGGAUACGUCACCGAAAUGCAUUGGCGGAGAAAGCCUGGGAAGACGCCCUACAAGGACUAGGCAAAUGUUCACCCAAUAUGACUCUGAUCUCUUUUUUUUUAGGUGGAUCCGCCAUAUCUUCAGCGUGCAAAAGCCUUUAAGUCUGAGUUGUUUGAUUCAGCUGGUGUGGAAGAAAAACUACUACAGAAAGAGAACGAGUUCAUGGAUCUCAAGAAAAAUAUGAAAUUGAAGGUAUUAUGGACUUAGAGAUAGAAAUAAUCAGAACCUUUUCCAUCUGGGGAAUUUCUUUUGCGACACGCUUAUUAAAAUGAGACAGAUGUGAGUGUUUCCAAUUCAUCGUACAGAGAGUGACUGAUAUAACCUUUACAAACGUCUCUUCUUCCUUCCUUAUAUUUUCAGUUCAAUCCUUUGAUCUAUGGAUACGGACCCGGCGUGAAAUGAACUUUUUUGCUUCCACUUCCUUGUUUCCUUUCUAUGUUAAAGACAAGUGUUUGCUAAUUAUUGUGUUGUAAUCUCUCUUUUGUAUUGCCUUUUCUUCCCUCUUCUCUCGUUAAUAGAAUGAAGAGCUCAGUCAGGCUAACAUAAGAAUUGGAUUAUUAGAGAAGCGCUUGGAGAGUAUAAACAAAGAGGUAAGGCCACUCUGUUUAUGAAUCCACCGUCUGUGCCGAAAGAAACAGUGCCUUGACACGGUUAGUUAUAGUUUCUCGAUCCCACUAAUAUAUGCUUGAACGUUUACCCUGACUAAAAGAGGGUUUCUAACCAAACGUAAUCAAACUAAACUAAAUAUUAUUUGAAGGUGGAGUUUGAAGAUCGUUUGGGGAAGCACCGAGCAAUAAUUCGUCUCCUUUGGUCCCCCACCUCCAAAAAUCACUUGUCACGUACAUUCGUGAUGCCAAAGGUGUAUGUCUGUGAUCUUUUUUUGCGUUUGUGUGGUGCGUCCUUUCGGGACAGAUAAUUUUCGUCUGUGCUUUCUUGUUUGCUUUUUGGGCUAUUUCGUCAAGGAUUAAUCAGACAUAACUUGCCUCGAACCAUCACAAUGCCAAAAGGGUCUGUCUUUAUUGAGUUUGUUCAGUUUGCGUUUGCUUGAGGCGUGUAUUCUCGACAGGAAAAUUUAUUUUGUUUGUUUGCGUCUUUGGCCUUUCGGACUGUUUCUGGGUUUAUCAAUCAUGGGCAACCAAUUUAAUUCUCGAUUGGUCUUAACUUAGUCUUUUUAUCAACAAAUUCAGCAUGAGACCGUUAGUCGCCAUUUGAAUAAAUAAUUUUACUUGUUAAUCGUUGGGCAAAGCCGAGACGUAAGAAUAACUUGGUUUAGGUGAUCGAAAACAUUUCAGCAUUUGACGGGACGAUAAUGGUGUUUCAGAUGUGUUAACUGGUGGUUUGAAAUUAUUCCUUGAAGGCGGACGCUAGGGUGGAGGCAGCAAAUCGGAAAAUGGAACAAGCCACCGGAGAUCUGCACAAAAAGGAACGGUAAGCUUCGAACUUUAGUCAUAAUUUUCUCCACAAAGGGACAAGGUUUUUCUGUUUCCGUGUGUAAUUUCGUAAGGUCGAUUAUCUAAACAGAAUCAGACACUAUUUGUCAUGUUUUCCUGCUUCCUUCAGUUUGUCCAUGAAAACAAUACUUAAAUUUUCUUGGGCAUUCUACCUCCAUAAAAGUACCUACGUAACCAUUUUCCUUCAGUUGCUCUGAGAGUAAUAUCUCAAGUAAGUCUCAAUACCUCUUUUGUGUUUUGUUUAUUUAGUGAAUUUGAAGAUACUAUGGAUGCUCUUCAACUGGAUAUUGACAAUCUGGAACGCGAGAAAGUGGAUAUGAAGAAACGUUUAGAUGCGUAUUCAAAGAAGUCUCUCCUAGCAGACUUAGCACGCCAUGCUUCAUCGUCGUCCAGUAUUGCAGCUGUUGUGGCAGGUAUGUAAUGGCGAUUGCCUUCGUCAUCACCGCCACUACUUGCACCCUCGUCAUCAUCAGCACCCACCAUCAACACCAUAAUCAUAAACAUCAUUACCAUCACCACCAUCAACUCCGUCAUCAUCAUUAGCACAAAUGCCAUCAUCAUCAUCAGCAGCAGUAGCAGCAUGACCAGCAUCAUCAUCGUCAUCAUCACCAUAAUAUCAUCAUUAUCAUCAUCAUCAUCAAAAAUAAAAAAACAAACAGCGGUGAUAAACAUUGUGAACUUUCGCAUUUUUUCUUGAAACUUUACGUUUCUAUGCUAUACAGUUUAUGAAGUGCUACUAACCACGCAACCAAGAAUACGAUUGCGGGCUCCCAUGUUGCUCGCCCGUAAUAAACAAAACGUUUCUGUUAUGCACACCAGCUGCUCAAAUGUUAUAAAAAAAGCACGAUGUAAUUAUUCUAUCCCAUCAGGUGCUGCGGCAGUGAAGGCAGGCGGUGGCUCUCCCCUGAGGGGUGGUGCGGGGGCAGGUCAACAGCCUGUUCAAGUGGUCAUCAAGGACUCACCUAUCAUACUGGCACAGGUAUCCGUACUCUUAAAUUUUGACCCAGCAAGUUUAAUUUCAACUAAAUUCGAUUACACAUUGUAGAGGGUAAUUAAGAUUCCAGUCCCCAGUAUCUGAGGGAAAACACCGUGUGAUUCGCAUUAGAGGAAUGUGCCUCGCUGAUUUUUGUCAUCAAUAUGUACCCGCGUGUCCGUUGAAUUAUAACACGGACUACACUAUACUGUGGGCGUACGUUGUAAGGCUCAAAGGCAUGAUCACGUGUGAAGACAUCGCUUGAUCAACAGCAAACACGCCUGGAAAUGUGAUUCCAUAACACCAAAACAUUUCCGUUGAUAGUCAAAAAAUUAUGUUUUAAGUCUUCUUAAUCCUUUUUUUCAAAAACGUUUUCCAUUGCCUAAUAAGAUUUAACACUUGUGAAAUUUUACGUUGCGUUUCAAUGACAAAAAACCUCAUCUUCUGAAGAAAAACGAAUGACAUAAAAUGAACAUUUUAAUGUUGUUUGUCAUGUCGCUGAUUACUUGAGCUUCUUUUACCUUUUUAGGUGGAUUCGCUCAAGAUUGCUUUGAAGCAUCUGAGAAAUGAAAACAUCAGGCUCAAAAGCCAGCAAUUGAAGGUGCGAGGACAUUUUACAUGGUCUAAAUUACGUCGGUAUAGUUAAUGAGUCAGUCAGUCAGUCAGUGAGUCUCUGUUGGUUUUUUUUUGUCCGUCAGCCUUCCGGUUAAUCAGCUAGUUAUGUUCCUACUCGAUUAUUCAGUCGUCCAGUGAACAACAAUGAGAUAUUCAGUCAAGGAAUCAGUUAGCCAGUUGGCCAGUUUGUUCUUACGUUUGUUAGAGAUUCAGUCGGCUAAGCAGCUAGUUUGUAUGCCCAUUCGUCAGUCAGUCAGUUUUUCAGCUGGUCUUGCAGUCGUUUGCCUGAUUAAAGAACUAAUAUCUUAUCUCGUCGACGAUCAAGUUUACGUGUGGAGUGCACUUAUGAUCAAUAUACUGGACGAAGUGGCACCUGUGAAAAAAAUGCGUGUGCGUGAUAAAGAUGUGCCCUACAUGACGUCUCAUUGGAAAAGUGCGAUUAGAGCUAAACGCAGAGCAAAUGACAAGUACUUGAAAAACAAAACGCCAGAAAAUUGGGAAUUACGACGUAAAGCCAGAAACGAGGCCACUAAACAAAGAAGAAUCGCCAUCAAACAGUACUGGUAUAAUAAGUCAAACGAUUUGAAAAACAAUCCCAAGGCGUUUUUCAAAACUUUCAAGCCAUUUUUGGGUUCUAAGAGCUGCACUGAAAGAAACGACAUCCACUUAAAAAUAAACGGCAGUAUGAUAACGGAUCAACAACAAGUGGCUGAGGAAUUGGUUGAGCAUUUUGCUACCUUGGCGGAUGGCAUUGGCUCGAUUGAAAGAAAGUCAAUAGAGGACUUUAGAGACCAUCCUUGUGUUCAGAGGAUACAAUAUGAAAAUAGGAAUUCCACUCAGACCAUUGAAAUCGAACCGGUUACACAGGGUCAAGUCCUUGCAGCUCUCGAUUCGCUGAACGUAAACAAAGCCACCGGCACUGAUGGAAUUCCUUCAAAGGCUUUAAAAACAGGUGCUAAUGAAUUAUCCGCUCCACUAACCACCUUGUUCAAUUCUUGUAUUAACAAGAAUGCAUGACCUAGUGAAUGGAAAUAUGGGCAUUGGGCCCCAGUAUACAAAAAGGAUGACAGAAAUGCAAAGGAAAACUACCGGCCCAUAACUCUCUUACCAUGUGUAAGUAAAGUUCUUGAGAAGUUGGUUGGAGCGCAGAUCAACUCUGGCUUUGGUAAUUGCAUUUACCAAAACUCAUCCGCUUAUCGCAAACCUCACAGCUGCGAAACAACAUUGAUCAAUUUAGUAGAGGAUUGGAGAAUAGCGAGGGAUCGAAGACAGGUUGUGAGCAUACUUUCAACUGACAUGUCAAAGGCAUUUGACUCGUUACACCCACCACUACUUCUGAACAAGCUUGAAGCGUACAGUUUUCUGGAAAGCGCUAUUCAACUUUUAAACAGCUAUUUAAAUGAACGGAAACAUCAAGUAAAGAUCGGCCGUCAUGUUAGUUCGAGCCGAUUCGUGAGUCGCGGCUGUCCUCAGGGUUCCGCGCUUGGCCCGUUGUUAUGGAAUGUUUUCCAGAAUGACCUAUCCUACUGCCUAACAGCGAACUUGUCUAUGUAUGCUGACGACCAUCAAAUUUACCACGCAGGAGCAGACCAGGCAGCUGUGACUUCCCAGUUAAAGGAUAGUGCCAACUUAGCAACAACGUGGUAUGAUUCUAACUUAUUGGCGGGAAACCUCAAAAAGUACCAAGUUUUGAACUUGGGCUUCACUCAAAAUGACAGCAAUAUUUGUGUGAAUGAUGUUGUAAUUGAAACUAAAGAUAAUAUCAUACUUCUAGGAGUAGUGUUAGAUUCUAAGCUAAAUUUCUCUGAGCAUAUAAUAUCUACCUGUAAAAAAGCCAGCCAGAGAAUUGGUGUUCUAAUGAGACUACGUAAUCUAAUUCCUAUGAAAUCUAAGUUAAUAUUAUUCAAAAGCGCGAUAUUACCAUUCCUCACCUACUGUCACCUAGUGUGGCAUUUUUGCAAAGCGAGUGACACUCGAAAGCUUGAAAGACUACAAGAAAGAGGACUUAGAGCGGUUUUCAAGGAUAAUAAUUCUAGUUAUGAACAACUAUUAGAGAAGGCAGACCUGCCCACACUACUAAAUAGUCGCUUACAGGAUCUGUGCAUCCUUAUGUAUAAAGUAAAGCAUAAACUGUGCCCUGCAUAUAUAAGUAACAUCUUUAAAGAACCAAAUAGUAAUUACAAUCUGAGGCAAGCAGAUUUCUCUAUACUUAGGUAUGAGACAGUCACCUACGGCAAGCACUCUAUUUGUCUAUCGACAAAACUACCCAAGAGUAUUAGGGACGUCACAACCCUAAUGUCGUUUAAAAGCAAGAUACGCCAACUCAAUAUAAGUGAACUUUUAGAUGAUGGCUGCGCAGGCUGUAGCCUUUGUUCAUUUUGACUUCUGUAUAUUUUUACUAUAAAUCUCGUAAUUAGAUAACUAUGGAUAUUUUACCUACUACUGUAUAUAGUUUUUACUUUGUAUAUUCUCCCCUAAUUGGUGUCCCCAAAUUAGUAAGGGAUUCUUUUUUCCCUGGCUAGACGGCUUUGACACUUUAAUAAAGUUUCUAUCUAUCUAUCUAUCUAAGUGUGAAUACUUCAUAGAAAUUGCAUACGUUCGAUAUCUACCCACGAAUUAUUGAUGUGUGAGGGCAGCGAAUGAGUGAAAUUUCUGUACAAAACACUUUCCAUGUGGCAUUGUUUUGCUUAUAUUCGUACUGUGACAUUUGAACUUAAUAUCUGCAUUCAUGUAUUUGCAAUAAGCAGUGGCUUCAUAUGCGCAGUAGUUACGGCAAGGACUAACGCAUUUAGUUUUCAAGUAAUCAAUUCAUUAAGAGACACUUGGCCUGGUUUGACUGUUAAGCUCUUGAUUUGCUUUACGAUAGACUCAAUGAAUAUAGAAAAUAUCUCGCUUCUUUUUGUCCAGUACUUUUAUGGACAUUUUUUUAUUCCGGCCUUUUCUUUACGUAGCAACAACUGGAAGAUUUGCCCAAAAUAUACGUUCCACCAAGAAUCCAGCCUUGCACUGAACCUGAACAGAAAUCUGAAGAAAAAGCCAGUGAAGAAAAACCCGAAAAAGAAGCUGUUCCAAGCCUGAAUUCCAUCACAAGAGAAACUAACAAACUGAUGGAGGUAUUUAAAUUACAUGACUUUGGCACAAGUUAUGUUUUAUCCAUUCUAUGUUUGGCGUCUCUCUUUUUUUCUUUCUUUCUUUGUGACCUGGUGCUUCAUAUCUGAUGAAAGAGGACGAGAUCAAGCGCAAAGAAAUUAUUUGGGAUAGGCUCUGUCACGAUGUUAAGUUAACACAAUUUUAGUGAAGUUUGAAGAAACUACAAAACAUUAAUUUAAGGUGUCUAACCUCAUUUUCAGACUCGGAUAGGAAAAUUCAAAGAAGUUGCCGAAAGUAGUGUUUCGCUAAUUGACGUGUUAUCGUCUUUUUUUCUUGUCAGAACCUGCAAAAGAUGAGCGCUUUUCCUAAAGUGGUUGAUAUUUCUAACAGAAAACCUGGUAAGAUGAUUAAUCGCUCAAGGUGAAAAGAGCAAAAGUUGUUGUUUAUUUUCUGGUCCAUCCUAACCCUAGUUUGAUUAUCAAUAGGUUCAGUUCCUGCGCUCAAUAAAUUGACACCUGCCAAUCAUUUGGUAGAACGAGCUGCUAUGUUAAGAGAUCUCAAACGACAGAAGGAAGAGGUAGGCUUUACAAUUCUUUGAAUCGUUAGCACCUCAGUAACCUUGUGUAGCAAAAUAGCCAGUAGUAUAACCAGUAGUACUACGGCGCAGAACACUUCAGAAACUGAAUCACAGCCUCAACAGUUAGAGACUUUCUCAGAUAAUAUUUAUUUUAUAUUUAUUUGAUUGAUUGAUUUCUUUAUUUUUUGUUGGGCUUUCGGGACUUCGACGCUUGCUCUUUUGCUGCUUAGCCUAAUUAAAACCGCUCCGCUCGCAUUAAAGAGAAGUCUCGAUCGAGGACUGGGGGACUUUCGAGAGUUCGAUUUGAACGAAGUCUACACCUGUUACUGUAUAAUAAAUAGUGUCAGAAGAAAGUACUGAUUUUUAUUGGUAGAUUUCAUUCGUGAUUUGCGUACGUCUUCCAAAAACGCAAUGAUUAGAACCGUCUACUUUACUAAAGGAAAAACUGAUUACUGAGUCAGCAUAGAGAGAUCGUUGAGAAUUCACUCUAUCUUGUUUUACUGAUUUUUAAUGUUUCUCAAUUCUUUCCAGCUUCAAGGCAAGAUCCAAAAAUUAAUAGCAGCCGAAUAUCCUGGAGGAAUAUCUCAGAGUUCCUUCUCGUCGUUCUUGUCUCCAGAUUUUUCCAAGGUAUUGUUAGCUGACGUAAAUCUUCUAUCAAGUGCUCCGGAGGGGGUUAAUUAUUUCAAACACGUUUGAGGGCGUAGGGGGAGCUUUAUAGAGACGGGUAGCUUAUUUGAGAGCGGGGGGGGGCUUAUUUAAACCCCAUUAACACGCGCGAAAAAAAUCGGCACGGCACUCCCAGUUUUCGACAUCUAAACGUAUCGGUCCCAAAUGUAAUGUGACACCAGUGCUCAAAAUUUUAGGAGUGCCGAGAUUACCUCCCGGAGGUAGUCUCGGCACGGGUAAACGAGGCACGGUGCCAAAAAUUUGGCGUGCCGUGCCGAUUUUUUUAGCGCGUGUAAAUGGGGUUUUAGUCUAGCGAAAUGGGGCGCCAUACUACCUUUUCAAACAACCAGAGGAUGGUAAAACGCAAAGUGGAAAAGCUCAAGCACAUGAAGUCAGAGGUUAUGAAGCCGAUGAUCAAUAACAAAUCCAAAUUUCCAGCACAUAAAUUAACAAUACCGGAUCAAUCCACAUAAAGUUUUACAGCCAUGAAUACAGUCAUCAUUCAUUCAUUUGGUGGUGAAUGAUGAGCUUAAUAACUUUCUUUCCCCGAAAAUAGGGGUUUAUUGAGAGAGGGGACUUUAUAGUGAAUUUACAGUAUUUUGAAUGAAUUUCCGAUCGCGUAGAAUGCGUAUUGUUCUCGGAUCAUUUGGUUGCAGUUCAACAAAGUUGUAAGGAGUGUCACAUUAUGCUCUGUCAGACUGUCAUGCAUAGACGGCUAUGAAAGCGCUUUAACUAUAGGCUGCCUAGAACGCACGAAGAUGCUUUUGUUUUUCUUUUGUUCGCAAAAUCUCAGAUAUGCGCAUAUUUCGCCGCGAACAAUUUAGGCCCCGUCCACACCAUCCCUGAUAUUUUCGGGUCGUCCCCGGUGUAAUAUAAUUUAUUUGUUUUCUUUGUUUUAUGGACUAUUGUCAGGGUUAGGUUCAUUUGUAACGAUUUUUUUUCCUUUGUUUUACGUCAGCUGUGAGUAAUAAAUUGUAUUACACCGCAGAUGAGCCAUAUUUUCAAACGAAUGCGCCUUCCAUCGACAAAAAAUCAACAGAAGUUAGUGUUCGCAGUAGUCAUAAGAAAAUGAGGCAUGAACGCAAUGCCUGCUCAGUUUAAAAUUCGCGGCUAGUCGGCUAUUCAAGACGCUUUUGCAUUCAAUUUUUGCUGAUUAUGAUGUCUAGGCAUUCUGCGCGAUCGUGCAGGGCAAAAUAAAACACUGCUGAUUCUUCUGUUAGAGCUGGUAAAACUGUCUACCUAGUUCGUAUCAACAUUUAAAACUAUGAGCUUCCAUUACACUCAGCAAAAUAAAUUGUUCAAACAUUUUCUCUGUGAUCUUCUAGGUGCUCCAAGAGAAGGCACAGGCACCCCAGCUUGGGAGAGUUACCAUUCCUGUGCCAUCACGUACAAAGUCAAACAAGUAUUGCGUAACAUUGAAACCUCAAGAGUUCCGAACGCUUCAUACGGUCUUUGUCAGCUAG